AGCAAAUCAUGGCUCCGAGAACAACCAUGAAGUUGACUCGACAAUAUACCGGAUGUUUGAAAAUGGAACAGUGUUGCAUUUUCAGGAUAUUUCCACUCAAGGAGGGUCGGAUGUGAAGUUCUUUAGACCUCAGGGGAGUGGUGAUUCGUAUCUAAUCUUUGCGAACAUGAAGGACAAUUCUGGUAAUACUGCUGUGCUCUCGAAGGUGGGUGUAUUUUAUUAUUGUGUUGUGUUGUGUUGUGCGCCAGGUGCUGCCAGGUUGUAGUUGUGUUGUGUUGUGUUGUGUUGUAGCUGUGUUGUGCUGUGUUGUGUCAUGUUGUGUCAUGUCGUAGUUAGGUUGUGGGGUUGUGUUGUGUUGUGUUGUGUUGUGUGGUGUUGUGUUGUGUUGUGUUGCAUUUGAUUGCCUUGCAUUAAUUGGAUUGGAUUGUUUUGUGUCUUAUUGUAUUCUAUUGCAUUCGUUUCUAUGGGAUUUAUUGUAUUUUUUAAUAUAACGUUUUGUAGGUUUACAAAUGGGUUAAUGGUCGUUUUGUGGAGCACGGACCAGGCCUAAACUGCCGGGGAGCUUCAGGCCUUGCCUUAUUCAGAGUAAAUAAUCGUAACUUCCUCGCGAUCUCUAGCUACUAUGACAGUGUUAACCGCAACUACCAAAGCAAAUCUGUCACUUUUGAAUGGAGGAAUGAUCAGUUUGUACUUCUGUCAGAAAUCACUACGAAUGGCGCUACUGGGGUAGAAUACUUCAUGUUAGAUGGAGAUCAUAUUCUGCUGUUUGUGAACUCUCGUUCGUCCCCUGGUCUGUAUAAAUGGAAUGCUGGGACGUUCGUCUUGCAUCAAGAUGUGCCCAUCACUAAUGCGAAAUCUGUGAAAGAGUUCUUACUGAACAACGAAGGUGUGUUUUGAUUGUGUAUCAUAAACAAUAAAGCACAUUUAAGCAGUCAUUUUGUACGAAUCAGUGAGGUCGUAGCUACGGGAGAAAUGAAGGGUCCGGACCUCCCUCCCCCACUUUCUUCAGCACCAAUUUUGUAAUUCUUUUAAAACUGAGGAGAAGCUGGGGAGGGGGCCGGAGUAACCUCUUAAUGCUGUCAUCUAUGACAUAAAAUAUACCAAAUCUGUGGUUGUCACCCCCCCCCCCCGACCCCAUUUGUGUGGGACUGGAUACGCCCCUGGAAUCAGAAUUUACAAAGAUAUUCAACGUGACAGCAGAUUGUAAUGUAUGUUUUUAUCAUGUUCUUAGCUUUCUUGGUCAGUACUACAUCAGAAGGUAGCUCGCACCUUUGGAAAUGGGAUAGGAACACAUCAAACUUCCAGUUUUACACGGUAAGUUGAGAUUUCCUUUCAAAACAAAUGUAUCAGCCCCUACUCGUAUAUUGUACAACAUCAGAUAAGUACAACAUCAGAUAGGACAGCUGUGCAUGAUCUUAUCAAGCUUCGCUCAGCGGUCUUUAUAUAUCAAAUCGAUAUAUGGCUUUUUACCUUGAUGAAGUAUCAGCAAUCUGUAAAAUAUUUCUAUUGUAUAUUUAGAACGUAACUGAAUAUGGCGCUCAAGACAUUCAACCAAUCACAAUUCAAGAUUCUGUCAAUCAUAAUCUCACAUUAUUGGCUGUUGCCAUGGAAACAACAAGUGAAUCACGUUUUCUUCAACUUGCCAUGGUUUCCGCACAAGCUGAUUUCAUCCCAAGGUUUGUUUGUCGUAAACUUUAUUCGUUUAAUAAAUCAACUUUAUUUAUACUGGAUAGUUCUAUCAGUUCACUUUUGUGGGGGAUCAUCUCUUGUUGGUUGAUUACUUGGUUCGGUGUCUGGAGUGCCAGCAGAUAAUUUGUGGAGUUUAGUAGAAUCACGGUUAAUAGAAGGAGACUCCUUCUAUUAACCGUGGUAGAAUCAAACUGGAAGCACUCUUCUCAUACGUGACUGAGGCCAAAUUAUAAUCGCACAACUCCUUAUUACAGGAAUAAAACCCCAGUCACAGACACAUACACUAACCACUAUGAUCUAUUAGUAUAAUUUCAGUAUUCAUGGCCAGAAAUUACGGACAUAAUUUAUUCUACUUCCUUACUAAUUUGCAUAUCACUUUGAAAUAUGGCUCCAACAGUAUAUAUUAGAUCGCACAACGCGAUAUUGUAAACGCAAAAUCGGAGAGUAUGGUAGAUCCUUUGCAAUUUGCCGCAAUCGCUGGUUACAAAACAAAGUCCGUCGAAGAAUUUAGUGUAAUAUUAGCCUGAUUUAAGUUACUACCAUUCCUGCUUUUUCUAUAUUGGUACAGAGGUUAAUUUUUAACUGCAUUUGUCUAUUUAACUCUAUAUAAAAAUACUGCGCUAGGAAUAAACUAAAAAGCAGGAAAAACAGCAACUUAAACUAGGCCAAAAUUACACUAGGUACAUCGACAAACUUUGAUUUAGCACCAGCGAUUUCGGCAAGUUGCAAACGGUCUACCAUAUUCUUAGAUUUUGCGAUUUACCUCAUCGCAUUGUACAAUCUGCUGUUUACAGUUAAAGCCAUAUUUCAAAAUAAUAUGUAAAUUUUUAUGGAAUUAGAAUAAAUUAUGUCCGGGAUUUCUGGCCAUGGAAAAAUGGCCUGAAAUGAUUGGCUCCCUCGGCAGUAACUCUGAUGCAAUAGUUACUACUCAACUGCUCGCUCUCUCUCCAAGAAAAUGGCUGAAAAUCUGACGGAAGUAAAUUAUUUAUGCAAAUUAUGUUCAUAAAAUAAACACGUUUAUUAGUUGUAUUUAUAAAUAUAACUUUUUCAAUACUGAAAUUAUACUAAAACAAUUAGUCGCCUCAGGCUCGGUGAUUACAAGCCUAUAUUCACUUCGCCUUCGGCUCAGUGAAUACAGGCUUGUAAUAACCUCUCCUUCGGCGACUAAUUGUUAAAUAUCCCUAAUUCGAUUCAUAUUUAACGUUACACAUUAUUAAUGUAUUCUACAGAAAUGGUCAACUCAUAUUUAAUAAUGGAGACACAGAACUGAGUUUCUAUGUCACAAUUUUUAACGACUCAAUUUCCGAGCCUGACGAGACCUUCACGGUUGCCCUUAGCAACGCUACAGGCGGCUCUGUGAUUGGUCCAAACGGUAACUUAGAGGUGAACAUUUUAUCCAAUGGGAAUCCGUAUGGCCGUAUUGAGUUUGCAAUGGCGUCUGCGUAUAUAGUCGUUGAGGAAAGAUCACGUGAUUGGGUGUUACAUUUAGAAGUAUUGCGGGAACAAGGGAAUUAUGGGGAGGUUAUCGUGGCAUGGAACAGUACUGGUAACGCUUCUGAGAGUGGUAGUCAUGGUGAUGAUGACGUAUAUCCUGCCUCAGGCGAGAUCGUAUUCAUGGAGGGCGAGACACGAAAGACAAUCAAUCUUACGAUUGUUGCCGAUGAUGUUCCGGAGGUUAACGAAGUUUUUCAAGUGAGGUAGGUGGUAGGAAUAGGCCUGCUCGAUUAACACGUAUUUACGUCCAUUGCCAUUCGAUGGAUCUUUAACUUAUAACUAAAAUUUUGAUCCAGACAAGUCUAGACAAAAAUUUCAUCACAGCUUGAAAGAGCAUCACAAAAUUAGUAAUAUUCCAAAGUUUCGUUGCGAAAUGUUGUAAAAUGCGGAUAAUAUAGCCUUGCGAAGUUUGCCGUUUUUCAGUCAUUUUGUAUUACGCAUGGGGAAUUGACAGCCUAAUCGGGUGUUGGAGUAUCAGUUUUCAGGGACGACGGCCUCUUUUUAGAGCACCUGCCAAGAAUUACAUGGCGGACUGAAAAAUCCCUCACGUUAAAUGACCUGAAGUGAGACUUCUGUAUGUACUUUGUGACAACGGUUCGGUGUUUUGAAAAUAUAUUUUGUUUCAUUUCAGCUUGACCUCCUUAAUAAAAGAUGGUUCAAACCUUCCUAAUCAAGGAGCGACAAUCAACUCAGCACAGUCUACAUCAACUGUUAUCAUACGGGCCAAUGAUGAGCCCCAUGGCAUUGUGGGAUGGCAACGGACCAUCGUUCUUGCACAAGAAUCCGAAGCAACUAACAGUUCGGUACAGCUGGUAAUUGAGAGACAGCUAGGAUCAAUUGGUGAUAUCAAGGUGUUAUAUAGUACAGUUGGGGCUAAAACAAAUGGUUCGGUGAACGAAAGGCCGGCGGUGCCAAACCAGGAUUUUAUACCAGUGUCCAGUGAAAUUUUAAUGGCGGAUGGUGUGAAUGUGACGAAUAUUUCAAUUCAUGUUAUUCAUG
Paramuricea clavata is the source of this 4182-nucleotide messenger RNA. The record is from the annotation of a GenBank genome assembly. NCBI's taxonomy places the organism in Eukaryota, Metazoa, Cnidaria, Anthozoa, Malacalcyonacea, Plexauridae.